Messenger RNA from Lottia gigantea (owl limpet), 1170 nucleotides. RefSeq lists its product as hypothetical. The coding region runs from base 103 to 1152 and encodes 349 amino acids. The transcript has 4 exons. Lineage: Eukaryota; Metazoa; Mollusca; Gastropoda; Lottiidae. The record is from RefSeq and is a predicted model, not a curated record.
GUUGGGUACACAGAAAGUCUGAAGGAGUGAAAGAUCAACCAGUAGAGAAUGACCUGUUACCCGUUGAAAACAUCAUUCACUGUGUAGAAUCUCUCGAUCUAAAUGAACACUUUUAUUAAAACUGGUCGUCAUUAUAUAAAACCUUAUUACCUCUUACAAAAAAGACAGUCGAACCUCAAGCAUAUAUUUUUGUUCUCCACAACAACCACGAUGUCUAUGGCCAACUCACAUGGAGCAGGAGAUUCACCUCAAAGUGCCUAUCCUGAAAGACGAGGAUGGAUGCACAUAUUACAGUCAGCCAAAUUUAAACUAGAUUAUAACCAUGAUAAAACACAGGUCGUCGUACAUCACCCAGGAUUGUCAUAUGAAGCUUAUAAACGAGAUAGCAAUCCUUCUAUAUCUAGUUUACUAAUGUUGCCAAUGACAGCCCGUGCUUACGCCUACCAUAAACCGAUGGAUCAAUCAGGUGCCACUUUUCUGGAUUAUGCAAAAAUGACUGCCGAUCAUUUUACGUUUAUGGUAAGCGUCGUGAUGGAGAUUGAGAGUACAAUGUACGACCCUCUCAUUGAUAAAAUUCCUUUGGAUGUCAAACUUAGUCUGGGAUUCAUUGGUAAAACCUCACUAAACUCAGUAGCAGAGGUGUCGUUACCAUCAAAUGGUAUGACGUUGAUGAGAAACUGUAACCAAGUGGUGUUAGUAGACAAAGCUACCCGGAAGCCCACACCCGUCCCAGAUUGGUGGAAGCAGAAAUAUUCGUCAAGUACUGUAGGGAAUACCGCUUUAAUCAUUCCCAAACUGACCAAGCCGGAAUCUGUUCACCUGUGUAAACUGUUUGUUGCAUGGAGUGAUACUGAUAACUAUAACCACACAACGUCCGCCUCAUAUCCCAGAUUUGCUGUAGACGCAAUUCAUCAUGCUAGUUCAUCUAAUUUCUUGAAAAUAAUAUCAGAAAAUCAUUUUAAAGCGGGUGUGAAAAGAGUGGAAAUGUCGUUUCUUGGUGAAAGCGCUGAAGGAGAUCUUCUUGAAAUAUGCGUUUGGGAGGAUCAACAGAAACCCAUAGCUUACUGCGAAUUCUUGAGAGGAGGGGAAACUAUUCAUCAAAGUUCCGUAGAAUAUCACACGCCACCUGCUUAUUCCGAUGUUGGUAUAUAAUAAAUUUCAUUGGCUCUU